This is a messenger RNA of Megalopta genalis, 5538 nucleotides long. The record is from RefSeq and is a predicted model, not a curated record. NCBI's taxonomy places the organism in Eukaryota, Metazoa, Arthropoda, Insecta, Hymenoptera, Halictidae.
UCAUGUACAUAUAUAACUGAAAUAUCUAUAUGGAAGAGAUUGCGGAAGCAGCGCGGAAAAGUAUUGUAUCGUGGAUGGGUAUAGCGUCGUGCUUGACAGAUCCUCGCCAGAUGUCACUAAUAACCGGCCGCUAUAUUGAUCAAGGUAGAUUUUCUAAGGACGCACGUUGAUAAGAUCUCGUAUUUGUCGAUUUCACGAGAAAUUCGUCGCGAAACGUCAAAACACAUGUCGCCGCGAGUUCUCGGGAGGGUUUCACGCACGCCGUCCUAGCCUCGUCAUUUUUGCCUAUGACGUCAUUUCUGAAUUACACAAGCGUCACUAGUGAGUCUGUUGUGGAAAAUUUCGUCGGAUCCAUGGUAGCGACGAGCGAACUCUGUUUUUCCUAAUUAAAAACAGACUGGAUUUUACGACGAACCUCGGAACAGUCUGGUGACAACUUGAUCGAAGUUACCUGACAGUGUUUUCAACCGUCGACGGGGACCUUGUUUGGACGAAGUAUAGAAUUGCAAGUAUAUCAAAAUGUCGAUGCAACAGUUCUGUUUGCGGUGGAACAAUCAUCAACCGAAUUUCAUUUCGGUGUUCUCAAAUUUGUUGAACAACGAGACCCUGGUGGAUGUGACACUGGCUGCAGAAGGUAGACAGCUUCAGGCACACAAAGUUGUUUUGUCGGCAUGCAGUACAUAUUUUCAGUCAUUGUUCACCGUUAAUCCCUGUCAACAUCCAAUUGUGAUAUUGAAGGAUGUAAAGUUUUCGGAUUUAAAGAUUAUGGUUGACUUUAUGUAUUACGGUGAAGUAAACAUAUCACAGGAUCAAUUACCAUCGAUCAUAAAGACUGCAGAGAGUUUAAAGAUAAAAGGUUUAGCAGAAAUGCACACACCGUCCUUAACAAAGUGGCCAAGCGCUGGUAGCGAAACUGGUGGAGGGGAUCGUGGUGAAUCUUGUUCCCCCAGUCCAUCGCCAUUAUCACCAUCAUUUCGUAGGAAGAGAUUAAGAAAAUCAUCUACAUGUUCUACAUCUGGAUCUGGUGAUAAACCAGAAGAGAUAAAUGAAAUUACUUUAGUUGCUACCAAUAUUGUAAAACCAGAACCUUUGAUUGUCACACAAGAAACUGGUGAAAAUCUUAGGAGACCCGUGAAUACUAACACAGAAUCUCAAGGCAGCAUCGAUGAGGAUCAAAUAUCAAUUAUGAGCAAUAUGGAGAACAGUUCUGCUGCAACACCAGCACAAAGUGAUGGUUCAAUACAGGAUGUAAGCCAACAAUCUGGGGGGAAUGUUGCACAGAGUUCAGUUUCUUCACAACCACCCGCACAUCAAGGAUUGCAAUGGACUAUAAUGGAGCACACAUAUCCACGUUUCGCUCUGUCCUCGUGUCAAACGAAUCUGUCGAUCCAAGCAUCAUCAGCUUUUACCACGCCCGAAAUAACAGCUUCCUCGACCAUCAGCGAUCAGUACUCUGGUACCAGCACGACUGGUUCCAGUUGCGCCCUGACGAAUUAUCCGAACCCGUCGCACGGGACGUUGCAGCACGCGACGUCGAGCGGCCCGUCGCCGUCCGUUCAGUGCCCAAGUAACUGCCAGAGCCCGUGUGCCAGUCCGCAGACCGCAAUUAAAAGGAAACGAUCGACGAAUCCGCAGGCGGACGAGAACUUUAUCAGAGCGUUAGACGCAGUCCGUUACGGCGGCAUAGGAUUCUGUAAGGCAGCUAGGAUGUUCGGUGUCAACAACCGGACGCUCUGGCUAGAGUACAAGAAGCGCGGUUAUCCGAACAAUCGGCCCAGUUUGAAGUCCCGGGUCAAACAGGAAGUGAACUCCUCACCGCCGCCAGCCCAGUCCGCGCAACCUGUUAACUCGCAGAGCCCUACGCCAAUGGGCCCACCCACUACUCCGCACAGCACACACAACACCCACAGCACGCACACUAUGCUGACCACCCACAGUCCACACACGAUGCUGAGUGGUUACAUCGACAGCAGGCACACGGACUACGCGUUGCCCAUAGUGUGCAAAGCAGCGGGCCCCAAAAGAUGCCGGCUACUAAUGCGUCAGCCCCGCGUGAAGAAGGAGCCGAAUCACUUAUCCCCGGACAGUGAGGGCUGCUCGCCGCACAUCGUCUCCUUGUCGAUGAGCACGCCAACCUUGAAUCUACUCCAGACAUCAAGAUCCUGGGAGGAGUCCCGGAUCUCUUCGCCUCCACCAUCGAUCGUUGUGAACCAGUCGAACCUGUUAGCGGUGACCACCUCGGCGAAUCUGUUGACAGUGCCGCAGCCGUCCUAUCUGACGAAGCAACACUCUCACCCGCUUCUGUCCAAUCAGCAACAAUCCACAAGCGGCAACGUGUGGAUCCAUAGGCAGCACUCGAACCCUGAGUUCCCCAGGAGGACGACCAGUCCCUCGAUAGUCGUCGAGCCGGCACCCGUCGUUAAAACGGAACAGGAAAUAUCGGAAGAACCGUCGACAGCCUCACCCGAGGCUGCCGGGUCCACGUCUGGGCUCAGAGCAGUGAAGACCAGUGAGCUCAUACGAAGCUCAUCUUCCCCUCAGACCACAAGCAGGGACAUCAGAGAGACUCUGAGCGAUCAGCGGCUAGGUCACUGUCCAGUUUUGCGUCCUGGUCCAGCGUUGGGCUGCAACCAUUGCUGGAACACGAUCGACGCUCACGGAAGAAUACUCCGUCGAAAGACGAAGUACCAUUGUCCAGAGUGCCAGGCGAACCUCUGUAUCGUGCCCUGCUUCCAGGAGUACCAUGAACAGCGUCGGGAGGUGAAGCUGAAGCCCUUACCGAAAACCAGUUCCGUCUAAAGUGCUUCGAAGCACACGCUUUCAUUGCGAACCCUUGGAUAACGCUGGCUUCUUUUCGUCCUCAUCGAACCGACCAGAGCGAAUGAAAUUUUUGACAACGUUUGACGACGAUUUUUUUGUAACUCGACGGUUCUGGCAAUCGUUGAGAUUGGAUAACUUUUUUGGGAGUUUGGUUUCUCGAUAGAGAAUUUGUUUCUGUACCGGAAGAUGGUCGAAGACGAAGGCGGUCGUUUGCCUUAUCAAAUGAUAUAUUAAUGAAGUGACUCGAUAACGAAAGUUCCUGAAGAUAUUAAUAGACAGUUAGGGUAUACGUGGCCGUAACCCGUUGCAGAGUACCCGUGUCUUGGAGUAUUUAAAACUGUCUGUGUUACCACUCAAGUACUGUUUUCUUGUUACUUCAUAUUGUCUCCUCCCCUUGUGGUUUCUCCACGUUUUGUGAAUUGAAACGAUUGUCAAGCUUUCGAUCUUGGCGAGCCAAGAUGAAGAGUUGUGAAUUCUAUGAUUACGAAGUAGUCGAUUACAGACUGUAUUCCAGAUUGAGAUUACUUUCGCACUGCCUCAUACCUCAAAAGAUCAGCUCGUAUUGUUUAUUAUCUUUGGAACUGAGAACAGCGCGUUUCAGGAGUCGCCCCGUUUUUGUGCUUUUCGUUACGGCCACGGCUAGGGAUUUUCCAAGGAGUAAAUAUAGCGUGUUUGGAGAGAGUGUCUUUGAUGUAACAGAGAAAAGGACGAGCAGAUAUUAACGCGAAGCGACGAAUUCGCCGGCGUUUCGCGCGCCGUAUAAUUGAAACGAGGCCGUUGUAGAAUCUCGUUAGAGAAGUAUCCUGCUUUCACAGAGUCCACGUGUGCGCCUACAAUCACCUGGAAAAAAGAAAGCGACCCUCUUUCUCUUGUAUUUUUUUACUCCAACGGGUGAGCAUCCCAGGAAUUAUCAUACCUCCUCUAACCAGAAAUGGGCAAAACGUUACUCCGGAGGUAGAGAGAUCUGGCUUACUACAAUUUUUGUUUGAUCGAGUAUUAGAUUGAUAGGAAGUAAAUGGUUCGUGUCUGUAAAGAUGUGAUUCUCGAGAGACAUAAUUUAUAACGAUUUUGCAAAGUCUAAGCUCCGUUAGACUAUAAAAUCAAUGGGAAUAAUUCUACGUGUUUUACAGUGGCAAUAGAGGCUAUAGUUACCCCGAUAUAUCCCAAGCAGCCAUUUAUUUACUAUUGAUCGACGUUUAUGUGUGUUUAGACAGUCAGAAGUAGAACGACUGGAACUUACAAUUAGACAAUUUGUAUCGAAUUAACGCUAUACCUACCUAGUCUCACGUUUUCUGUUUCGCAAUUGUUCGAAUUCUAAGGAUGUUCGAUGAUUUCUUCGCGGAGCACACGUUGCGAUAAAAAUCGAUGAAAAUCCGAACCUUGUUAUUUUUAUAAAUAAUCGGAUAGAUUUCGUGCUCGGUAGGUGCAGUGUUAAUCAAUUUGCCCAUCUCUGUGCCCAAUCCCUACACAAGAAACGCGACCGCAAAUUCUCCUACUCGUUGCUGUGAGCACGACGAUUUCGCGGAUGAACGUAUUUCUAUAUGUAUUAACUGUGUACAGGUUAACGAUAGAUCGUCGACCCGCUCGACGGAACCAUGAAUUUACCCCCUAGAGAUAUAUUCUUGCAUAGACAUCGUUACUUAGUAAGUAUUUCUAUGACGUAACUUAUUUAUUUGUACGCGUGUAAAUAAACUCGACAGCUGUGUAUAUAUUUUUUACGGACAAGUGGCUGGGGACGAGACCUCGAAACAAUUUAUACAGGGUGCGAAGAGAAUCGACGCUGCAUUAAGAACGUUCGAUUAUUAUAUAUUUUACCCGUUACCCACACGUUGUACGGCGAACCUUGAACGAGACAAUUGGGACCCUUCGGGAUCGAUCGUCAUUCGUUUCCGGAAGAACUUGCGUCUCAUGCAUUUAUCUAAGUGUCCUGAAGGGUGGCUUUCUGUUCUUCAAGGAAACGAACGCGUAGUUCAACUUUCCGAGAGUAAUUUUUCAACAAUUUGAAAUUUUUCUUAAAUAAAUCUUUAUACGAGCUGUCCCUUCUUACACGAUCACUUCGAACGUUCUAGGUUCUUCUUGAUUUCGUCGAGACUGUUGGUUCGUUGGAAUGGUUUAAGAAUAUAGAAAAGGUAGAGGAGAUUGAAUUGAUUGAGUUUUUAGUUUCAGUUUAGUUUUUAGUUUCUAGUUAUCAAAUUUUGUUACCUUCUUUGCCAAAUCAUAUAGUUAUCGUCUAUGAUAAAAAUAAAUGGGACAGCUUGUAUAAUUAUUGGCGGGUGCAAGGAGUAAUUUCAAGGAGCAAGUGACUUCGCGAUGAAAUCUCAAUUAAAGAGGAGUUCGUGAAGAUUUUGAAGAUUUUUGAGACCGACCGUUUGUGUCGUUCGCAAGAAAAAUUGUCUUUCGUUUCUCAAGAAUGAUCUCAACGAUAUAAUUCAUCGUUGAAGAAAGAGAGAGAGAGAGAGAGAGAGAGAGAGAGAGAGAGAGGGAGUGAGUGAGAGAGAGAAAGAGAGCUUAGCGCGCAGAAAUGCAUUUUUCCUCUCCCUCAGAUGUCCCGUAGGUUUCUGCAGUCACCGGGACGCGAAGUGUCACAGAUGUAGCAUACGUGCAAUAUAUUUUUCUUGGCGUUACGAGUAUACUAUGCGCAGUUGUAUUGAUUAAUUAUAUUUUAUGUAAAUCUAGCCGUAAGAUUCGUAAGUGAAAAAUAAAGAGAUUGUGAUCGGA